GCUCUAAGCGAAACAAGCAACUACACGUAACCGGCACAAGCGCUUUAGUUAGCACAUAUUACCCAGCAACCCAGCAACCCAGCAAUUUACACUCACAUAAAUACUUAUAUAUAUUUGGUUAAUAUCGUAUACACGUACAUAAUUGUACGUAGCACCAAAGAAGAAAGUGCACGAAGAAAUGUAAGAAAAGAAAUUCUCCUCGAACUGGAUAGAUACAUACAUACACAUAGAGGUGAGCGUAAGAAAAGUCAACUUUAUACCAUUUACAACUCAUAGCGCUUCAUAGUAUGAUGGCAUUGGCAUUGGCAAAGAGACAUUGGAAGCCACAAUGAUGAAGAGAUUGAAUUCCAUGGACUAACAAGUGGUCUUAUGCUGCGCCACAACAUCCAGAGGUUCAAUGUUUAGGUUGCACAUAAUAACAUUUCAGUUGAGUGGCAGCUUUUGACGGAUCUUGUUCUAAUUUCAUUGAGAAAUAAAUAAGUAUUACAAGCACUUAAGUGCUUACAACUAUCAAGGAAAAGUGUUAGUUUUAGCAGAGUAAAUAGUAAGAGCAUAAGAAGUGCAACUGAAAUUAAUAAAAGAAAAAUAUUUAACAAAAAAAGAAGUUGGAAAAAAAAAAUUUUAAAGUGAAUAUUUAGGUGUUCCUUGUCGAACGCUAGUUGCUGCAAUGGAUAAUCGUUUAUUUUGGAAAUUUAUAUGCCUCUCGCUGCUUACUGUUGAUAGCUCGGCGCAAACACAAAACGAUUAUGGCGACGAACCGCCCGAGGGUUAUUACGCUUUUGUUGAAUCGCCAAACGCUGUACCGCCGAAAGUGCGUCCUCCACCAUAUACGCAUGUCAGUGCGGAUUGCAAAAAUGUGGGUGGUAACAAAAAGGCUGCUGUAUCUGUUAACAAUAUUUGUGGUGAUUUAAACAAAGGACAAAUUCCACAGAAUCCAAUGCGACAAAAUGUACUUGGCGAGCCAUAUCCAUUUGAACUAAUACGGAAUCAAACACUAAAGUUUUUAUCGAAAACUCUGCCAGUGCUUAAAGCAGACGACACUCUACCCAAGGUGACACAAAUAAUACGCGACGAACCAGUCGAUCAGGUGGACAACAAUAAUAUCGACCGGCACUACAAUGCACGCGCGAAACGCUCAACGCCACCACAACCAAAUAGCCAGCCACGGAAUGAGGAACACGAAUUCAGCUAUUUCGAUCCGGCCCUAGACGAAGAACAGCGCAUUAAUAGUCGCGCCACCGAAGAACGCAAGCCACGCAAAUUCUGUGAUGGCGGUGGAGUCUUCUGCACUUUGUAUCGCGCCAUACAAGGUGAUACUUCGGCCACACCGCAAGCUACUGCAGAGCGCCGCGAAGAAAUCGGACCCAUACGCUAUGAGGGACCACCCACUCCCUGUCCGGCCAAGGUCGAAUAUGCCACACCAGUAUUUGCGAAAAACUACCAAGGCUUUUGGCGAUAUGUAGUACAAAUACCGUACGAAGGUUACUUCACACAGACCGUUGAAGUGACUCGCUGUAUACAAGCGCGCUGUCAUUACCUCGACGGUGGCUGUUUAUCCUCACCACGUUGGGUUAGCUUGCUUGUUGCGGAAAUUUUCUACCCAAAUGCAGAGGACGCUGUACCGACUACAACAACGACCACACAAGCACCAUCUGUACAAGACUUCCAAGCUUACCAGCAGUAUCUGCAAAAGCGUGCCGGUGUAGCUACUGCAUCUGAUGGUACUAACCACAAUAACCCGAAUGCACCUGAAUAUAACCAACACUGUGAUGGACACGAUGAUAUUGGUUGUUUCCAAGUGCGACUCUACUAUGAUUGGUUUUUAAUUCCGGGUUCGUGCAAGUGCUGGCGUCCAGACUACUUUGCUAAAUACGUGCGUAGAAAGUCUGUGGCGGAUUUGUAAAUCAAUGACUGGGGGUAAUUUGCACUCGCCCAUUUGCACUCGUAAAAGAUCACUUUGAGAGAGCAUUCAUAGAUAAUCUCAAAGUUUACUCAAAAGCAAACUUCCUGCCUAUUAGUCUUGCAAUUAUACAUAUCGCACCCUAAAUUGAAAACAGACACAUCUCAAAAUUUUACAAAUUUUAUUUUUUUCUCAUAAAUUGGACAUUGAUCCAUAAACAGUUUUUUGCCUCUCCUGAACAUUUGGGAUUUCUGAGUUGUGACUGCUUUUUAUUUAGGGUACGAUAUAUAAAUAUGUAUGUAAAUUUAUACACAUAUAUACAUACUUAUAAUAGCACACUCUUGCAUUUAUUAUUUAGUUUAAUUUAUAAAACGCUAAAGGAAUUAGUGAAGUUUCCAUUCUAAGAUUCCAGCAAAUGAAAAUUUUCACGAGGAGUUUUCAGAGUUCUAACUUCGCAGCUACUAAUACAAAUGAAUAACUCUUAACUGUAUACUUAGUUGUAUAAGCUCCAACUGCUUAAAAAUAGUAUUCUACUACAAUUACUAAUACUUAAUUUAACUAACUAUUUUUAUUUGCAUAUGUAUGUACUCGUAUCUUGCUAUAAGCAUUUUCUGAAAUACAUUUGUUUUAAGUACCUUUGGAAAAGUCUUAGGCUAAAAACAUAGUGGAGCGGCGAGCCAAGAGCAUCGGGCAAAGCGUCGAUUUCAAACGCAUACAUAUGUUUUUCAAUGGGAGAGCGCAUAGUGAAGAGCAAAGCGUACAUACACGUUUGUAAUUUAAGCUUUGCUCGAUGCUAGCUCUUCGCUUCGUCGCUCGUCGUUCUACUAUUGUUUAACCCUUAGAUGUAAUACGUUGCCUCUUAACCUAUAAAUGAAAUGUAUCUUUAUCAUAGACAUACAAAUAUGUUUACUUAAAUAUAAUACACAUACUUACA
This is a messenger RNA of Rhagoletis zephyria (snowberry fruit fly), 2834 nucleotides long. RefSeq names its product Spaetzle domain-containing protein 6 (gene spz6). Gene Ontology annotation, cellular component: extracellular region. The record is from RefSeq and is a predicted model, not a curated record. NCBI's taxonomy places the organism in Eukaryota, Metazoa, Arthropoda, Insecta, Diptera, Tephritidae. Gene Ontology annotation, molecular function: growth factor activity; Toll binding. Gene Ontology annotation, biological process: innate immune response; central nervous system formation.